Messenger RNA from Hipposideros armiger (great roundleaf bat), 8341 nucleotides. It is a transcript of the gene SRRM4, whose product is annotated as serine/arginine repetitive matrix 4. Gene Ontology annotation, cellular component: nucleus. Lineage: Eukaryota; Metazoa; Chordata; Mammalia; Chiroptera; Hipposideridae. The record is from RefSeq and is a predicted model, not a curated record. Gene Ontology annotation, biological process: neuron maturation; mRNA processing; regulation of RNA splicing. The transcript is spliced from 14 exons. Gene Ontology annotation, molecular function: mRNA binding. The coding region runs from base 410 to 2245 and encodes 611 amino acids.
CGACCAGCCUCCUCUUCCAACGUCACAUUGUGCGAGAGACAAAACCCGGGCGCGCCUGAGCUCACACGCGCACGCACACACGGACGACCCUGUCGCCUCUUCUCUCCUGGCGCUGCCGAGAAAGCCAGCCCUCCCUCCCCUAACUGGGGCACGGAAGCUCAGCAAGCUCAGAGCGCAGCACAGAGCCAACCCAGCAGCCGAAGGAAGCCAGCGCACAAGCCUUCUUUCUCUCCUGCCUGCCCGGCUGAGGCGUCCCAUCCCCCGCCCAGAGCCUCGGUCUUUCCCACCCCACCCAACCCCUCUGGGUUUCACCGCGGACAGAGCCCGGGAGCCGGGUGUGCCCCUGUUUGGAAUCAAGGUUUCAGCACUUCGGACAGCGCCCGGACGCCCCAGCCCCUUUGGGUUGGCGAUGGCGAGCGUUCAGCAAGGCGAGAAGCAGCUUUUUGAGAAGUUCUGGCGAGGAACCUUUAAAGCUGUGGCCACCCCACGUCCUGAGAGCAUCAUUGUCGCCAGUAUCACAGCCCGCAAGCCGCUGCCAAGGACAGAACCUCAGAGCAGCCCCAUUGUCCCCACUCAGGAUGGACCCUCGGAUAAGCUGAGCCAGCAUCUGGCCACUGAGGCUUUGGGGACCAACAGCUGGGACAGAGACAAGACCUGCCGGGAGCUCAGUCCUGCCAGAGCACGCAGUGCCUCCCGCGACAAAGACUUGACGCCACCACCUUCCUCCAGGGGGAAGAAGAAAAAGAAGAAAUCCGCCCGGAAGAAAAGAAGGAGGUCCCCAUCCUAUAGCCCAUCACCCAUCAAGAAAAAGAAGAAGAAAAGUUCCAAGAAACACAAGCGACACAGGUCAUUCUCCAAGAAGAGAAGGCACAGUUCCACCAGCCCAAAAAGCAAACGAAGGGAAGAGAAGAGGCACAAAAAACAAUCGCGAAGCAGGCCCCGAAAAUCUCACCGCCACCGCCAUCACCACUGCCCCUCGCGGUCCCAGAGCUCGGAGUCCCGUUCCUCAAGCUGCGAGAGCAGGCACCGCGGCCGGUCCCACGAGGAAGGGCGGAAGUCCCACCGAAGGCACUCCCGCCGCCGCUCCAAGACCCUCGGCAAGGCCAGCCCCGAGGCCCGGUCCGGCCAGCCACCCAGCCAGCCCCUCCAGAUGCUCAGUCUCCUGCCAGCCAGGGGUGUAAUCACUGGGUCGGGGUCUGCUGCUGACCUCUUUACCAAAACAGCCAGCCCGCUCGCCACAUCCCGAGGACGCUCCCAGGAGUAUGACUCAGGCAAUGACACCUCCUCGCCACCCUCCACGCAAAUCAGCUCAGCCAGAUCGCGGGGUCAGGAGAAAGCGAGCCCCAGUGGGGGCCUAGGCAAGAGCCGGGAUCUCCACAGUGGCAACACCUCUGAUUCAGGGAACUCCUUCACCACCUCCUCACCCCAGAACAAGGGGACCACCUUGGAGAACCUCUCCCCCACCAGCAGGGGCAGAGAGUCAAGGGGAUUUCAGUCACCGUGUCUGGAAUGUGCCGAGGUGAAGAAGUCCGACUUGGUCCCCUCCACAGCUCGGAACUCCCCCAUGAGAGGGUGCUCCCGCAGCUCCUCCUAUGCCAGCACCCGCUCCUCCAGUCACUCCUCCCGCUCCCCAAACCCCAGGGCCUCCCCCAGGUACACCCGGAGCCGAUCCAUCUCCUCUGGGAAAAGGUCCUACUCGCGUUCUCCCAGCUAUUCCUCCAAGUCUGGCAAGAGGAGCCCGCCUAGCAGGAGCUCUCGAGCCCGCCGCAGCCCUAGCUAUUCCCGCUACAGCCCCAGCAGGGAGCGGGACCCCAAGUACAGUGAGGACUCGCAGCAGCGGGAGCGCGAGCGAGCCCGUCGGAGACGUCGGUCCUACUCGCCCAUGCGCAAGCGCCGGAGAGACUCCCCGAGCCACCUGGAGGCGCGCAGGAUAACCAGCGCCCGGAAACGCCCCAUCCCCUACUAUCGACCCAGCCCCUCUUCGUCCAGCGGCCUCAGCAGCACCUCCUCUUGGUACAGCAGCAGCAGCAGCAGCCGCUCUGCCAGCCGCAGCUACUCCCGCAGCCGGAGUCGCAGCCGCAGCCGCAGCCGCAGCCGCAGCCGCAGCCGCAGCCGCAGCCACAGCCGCAGCCACAGCCCCCGGAGCCGGAGCCGGAGUCGGAGUCGGAGUCGGAGCCGGAGCCGGAGCCGGAGCCGGAGCCGGAGCUACAGCUCAGCAGACAGCUACUCCAGCACAAGGCGCUGAGCAGGGGGGCCCUCCCUUGAGGCAGCUGCCUGGGGGCGGGGGCACCUUUAACUCUGCCAUCCUCCCCCACUUCCUGCCCACCCUGCCUUCUCCUUGGUGACAGACAUUGAGGGCUCCUGGACCUGUCCUUCGUGCUUCUCUGGGGAGGAGGAAAAGAAGGUACGGGGGUUUCAGCCUCCACCAGUACCGCCCUGGGGUUCAGCUCAGGCCUGGGCAUAGGGAGAGAACCACCCUCUGUUGGCACAGAAAACCUCAAGGUUUUGUAAGGCGCAGUGGGUCCAUGACUCCAAAGUUUGGGCCUGGCCAGGAAAAUGGAGACGGUUCUGCUAAAUCCACUGCUCCCAGGAUGCAUAUGAAAGCCAGCGGUGAUGCAUCACACCUGCCCGCAGUCUCCCCUCAUUCAGUCUCAGCUGCACGUGGAUGGACCCCUCUCCCGCCAUGGGGGUGGGGGUGGGAGAGAGAUGAGAGGAAACCAAGGGCAAUUCAGUUCCAGGAGAGGGGGUCAGGCCUUGCACCUCCCCAGCCAGGCCAGAGCAAAGGCUAGCAGACUCUUCGAGUCCUAGACGAGGGGACAUAUAUGAGUAGGGGACAGGAAUGUUUCAGUUGGCAGUCAGGGCCUCUGGUCAUGAAUGUAGAAACCAACAGGAAGAGGUCAGUCUGCUGCUCCCAAUAUCUCAGCCGGGUCAGGAGAAGGAGCCCAGUCGUUUCUAGCAGUGGAAGGGCCACCACAUGGCACCCACCAAAUGCCUCCUGGCUGUUCACAGGGACCUUGCAGCCUCACUGAGAAAGGACACAGCGGACAGACGGGACAGCUUGGUCUACAGCCCCACUUCCCAAAUUUGCCUCAGCCCCACAAGCUGGCAUCAACUUAAUUCCAUGGGACCAUCUGCUGAACGCUCCCCAGGGCCAUGGCCAGCUGCCAGUCCCCAGCGCCAGCCAGUCUGGCCUUACCCUCUGGGUGGCGCCUGUCUGCCCCCUCCCCACUGCCCCGACUGCCACACCCUGGAACCUACCCAUUGCAGCUGAGCACCCACCCACCCUCAGCCUAAGCCACCCCCUUUGCCUCUCAGGAAUUUUCCCAGGAUGGGGCACAGUAGCUCAGGUUUUAGGAGAAAAACCCAAACCCAGAGAGUCUGGGGGUCUUGGAGGCUCCAUGGCCUGGGCUCCCAAGGUUUCUUGUCAGCUUGGGGAAGCCCCACCUUUUUUUCUGCCCUCACCCCACCGUCCCCCUGCCAAGGGCUGGGCAGGAAGCGUAAGUGGAUCUCUUAACACAAAAAUACCAGCAGCUGCUUCAGCCACAGAAGGCGCAGAGAACAGGGGUGUGAGGGAGAAGAUCCUUAAAAUAAACUCUUGGGCAUCCCCCUCACCAGCUGACUGGCUUUCCAGAACCUUGUGGGUGAGUUUCAAGUUUGUGGUGGCAACAGCAGCAGGACAGGGCAUGGAGGGCGGGGGCGGGGGACAGUUCUCAGCUCUGGAUACUGGGGCUUUGGGGAAACAGGGACCAAACAUUCUUUAUCCCUCACACCCCAGGGAAAACAUCCUUUUUCUUGGAAGCAGUGACCCUUCCCUCCCCAAUCUUUCCCAUCAUAUCAGUGCGGGGCCAGAAAGUGCCCUAAAACCUCCAAAAGUCCUUUCUCCGCUAGAAGAGAGGAGCAAGGUGGCCCAGGCAGCAGUGGAGGACCAGGCCUUCCCAUGAUGCCCUCUGGCCUGUGCCCCGUCCACCACGACUUAUGGAUGCCACGCUGUCACCAGAGAAGGCCGGGGGGCAGGUGCCCUGGGAGGGCGUGUACAGCAACUGUAAAUAACCCUCUUCCCCGCACGGGCGCCCCGAGUGGACUCCAGCCUCCCCUCAUGGAAACAAAGGCUUCCCGGAGCCACGGAACCUCCUUAGCAGGACAGCAGUGAGAGGUUGAAGCGCCUCCAGUUCAAACUGCCUUCACUCAAGCAACUCUGGGGGACCGUUUUGCCUGGGGCUGCUAAAGCAAACCUUUUAUUUAUUUUAUUUAUGUUUAUUUAUUUAUUUAUAUGAUCUCUCAGUUACCAUUAGCAGUAUUCAACUAUUUAUUUAUUUAUAUGGACAUGUUGUGUGUGAUUGUGUGUUUGUACGUGUGUUGGGGGGAGGGGAGACUUUUAAUGAUUUUUGUGCAUCUCUGCUCUUUGCCCCUCGUGUCUCUAUGGAUGGGAUUUGAAAGGCCGAGUGUGAGGGAGGGAUAUGGCCUUUGCCCUGAAGGCAAGACCCACCAAAACUCUAAGCCCAGGACUUCCUGGAAGUGACCCCGAAACAUUUCAGCCCCAAGGUUCAUUACUCCACCCACCGUGUCAGUGAGGUCCAGGCCUCUGCCCCAGCGCCUGCUCACCAGCUGCCUCACUGAGGUUAUCAGAAAAAUGAGAACAGCCAAGAAGCUUAUGAACUAAAGUACUGAAUUGACACAGUGAAGUCACAGCUUAUGUGGGGGGUGGAGUCUGACGUUAGCAAGGAGGCAAAAGGCAAAAUCACCCAAUGUCUCUUGAUGAGGCUCCAUUAGUCCUUAUUGAAAGAGCUACCUUGUGGUCGGGAGGCCAUGGUGGUUGAAAAUGACACCUGGUUCAACAAACAGGUGGGAUUGCACUUGGAGCUGAUGAGGUGCUCACACCAUGAGAGUAAGGCCAGAAAUGAGGUGACACAGGGAAGAAAAGAUGCACUUCUUGAUUUCACCCUUGCUCCAGGGCAUAGAUUCGUGGGCAGGAGCACUCGCUUGUCUGAGCAUACCUAGUUGGUUUCAUGUAAGUUACUCAGGCUUCUGACUCCUGUAGCUAAUUUCUCCCCAUCCCCCAAGAUGCUGCUCUGUUCCUUGUGUGGUGGACACACGCUGCUUUGUGACGAGGUUAGCAGCCAUCCUGAGAGAGACACACAAACCCAAAACAAAAGUCUUUUUCUGUGAUCUCUUGUUGUCCUGUCAGGAGAGAGCGAGCCAAGCGAUUUCAGAAAUUAAGGGGGGGAAAAGGUAUAAGGAGCAGCCAGAGAUUCCCAGCAAGAAGGUCAUUUUGGAACCCAUCCUGGGAACCAGGACCCAGCUGGAGGUCUUUCCCAGUCCUGCCUCUGACCAACUAGCAGUGCCUUCCUGCUGCUGGCUGGAGACGACGCCUGCCCUUUCCAAAAUCACUAUUCACUGCCUUGAAAUGGCCAGCUUGCCUGGUCUAGCUAUAGGUUUGGUGAGACGUUAUUUCCCUGGCAAUGUGACUUGACCCUGCCCGAGCCGGAGCAACCCAAGCAAGGGAGUCUAUCCCCUGCGCUGGGGGAAGUUUGCAAGAAGCCUGCUUAAAUGCCGCCUGGGGGGAAACACUUGUCCCUCCCUCUCACCUGGUGUGUUUCUCGGGUUUCCUUUAUUGAUUUCUUUUUCCCUCCAAAACUAAAACUCUUGUUGGGGCACUGGCCACCUCGCUUAACCGGAGCCCCCCACCCCUGGCAUCGCUAUUUCUCGGCUUCCUUCACCCUCCUUACCUUGUGUUUCCAGAGAAUGAAGCAGACCACCUGACUGACCCCUGCUCACGGGGAGGACUAAUUUUACUGGCUUGUCGGAAAAGUCAUGACGUAUUUUUUUCUAUGGUUUUCGUUGCAAAAAAGCGUCAUGACUUUUCCGACAACCCAGUAGAAACCAAUAUGGAAAAUGCGAGAGGAGGGUGGUGCCCUUGGACCUUGCUGCUGCAUUCCCUGGAUGAGUGAACCUGGGCAAAUUGCUCCCUUUCUCUGGGCCAAAGUUCACACCUUUGGGAAGUGGAGGAGUUUUUGAGGUACAAUCCAAAAUGUUCACCUGAGGCCUGGUCCAUUCUUCCAAGACAGAGUGAGUUCACUGAGAUGGAAAGCAAAAAAGGAAAACAGCCUCAAACAUUUUUAGGCGGGUCUCGUGCGAGUUCACACCUAAAAGCAAUAUGUGAAUUCCCUCUAGUUAAUUAAGAAAAAAGGUAACUAAUUCAAAGCCACCACCCAGGAACAUUCUUCCAGGUUUGGCUGCAUUCCUAUCGCUACUUCUUCCCUUUCUUUGAAGGAAUGUCCGUCUUUCAGAAGCAAAACAAAAUUAAGAUGUUUGAAAGACACAAGGGUCUCCGCCUUAAAGAACCGACACCCCCUCAUCACUUCAAUUGACUCAGUCCAUCUUCCCAAAAGGCUUUGCUUGAAGAGGCCAAAAUUCGGGAUGCCCCCAAAGGUUUGAAAGCACUUUUUUUUCUUCUCAAGUCUCACUUCCAUUUUUUCUUCUGCUGUAUUCUUUUCCAUGAAUAUCAUGUGUAUGUAUCUUGCCUUGCUUUCCUCCGCAGCUGAAGAAAAAGUUUUCUCAUAAAAAAAAAAUAAAUAAAAAAAACCUAAAAAAUAAAAAAAACCACAGAAUUCCUCAAAACACACGCCCUUCUGCAUUGGCCAACUGAGUUCAGCUUUGGAACGAUGCUAGAUAUAGUGUGAUCAAGUAAUGCUUUCUUUUUCUCACUUAUGUACCAAUGAGCUAAUGAGACGAGAAGCUGUCUUCUCCCCUCUGUCUAUGACUAUUGAUUUUUGUUUUUGUUUUUUUGAGUUUUGUUUUUCAGUGGUGGUUGUUUUGCAUUGUAAAUACCAUGAUGGGGACCCCCCCCCAUCAGAACAUGGCUUAUUUAAUAAUUUAUUUCCCGUUUAUUGAGUGGCACUGGGAGAGGAGAGGGACUCCUUUCCCUGAAUUUCUAUUGGAAAUCGGCCCAUCUGCCAGCCUCGGUAGGGCAGUCUGCAGCAGGGGCGCGUGAUCGCCCAGGUAAUGAGAGCUAGAAUCACGCAGCAAAUUGGAAUUGGCAGAAAUGAAGGCUACAGUCAUACAAAUUAAGCUCAAAUGGAACUAAAACACUGGUUAUCUCCGGGAAAACCUCAUUUCGAUGGAAAUUAAUUGAGGAAGAAAAUGCCUGCGCACGAACCAACUUCUAUUAAAAAGUCACAACUCCUUGAAAAAAGACAGAGAGAGAGAAAGAAGAUUGUAAUUCCUUUUCUCCGGCCAACAAAAGCGAUGCCUCGUCUUCUAAGGAGCUGAGCCAAAGAGAUUAGAACAGCCUUCCUUUGUGGGUCUCUCGCCUGUGUGUGUCUGUCUGAAUGAAAUGGAGCGGGUCUCAGGCCUCAGUCUUAUCAUCUGUAGAAUAGGGUUUGGCCUAAGUGUUCUUGGCAGGGUGGAGGGAGCAGGUUCUAACUCUAAUGCCCGUGAGCGCCAACCAUCAAGACAAAUGGUCCUGCGUUGUGUGUCCUCUCCUAACUGUAGGUUUAAGGGUGUCUCCUAAGCAAGAAAAUAAAAAACGGCAUGGGCUUCAUUUGCAGGGUGAGGUCACAGCAACUGAGUCCUACAGUCAGCUAAGGGGGCCCUCCAGGUGCUGCCCCCUUGAUAACUCUUGUGGCCUGAGGGAAAGCCCUCUAUAUUUCGCUUGAACGUCUCUCCAAACCCAGCCACCCAGAGUCAUCAAAGAAAAGACCAGAAUGGCUUUGCUGUGCCCUGGAUUUCACCGCUGUUUAUUGUGUCAGGCCAUCUUUUGUACACUUGUUCAAACAAACCAGUGACACGGGUCAUGUUGCCAUUUCUCAGAUGAGAAAACUGAGGCCCGGGAAGCGGGGACUGAUGUGCCCAAGCUCCCUUGAGCUCAGAUCUGUCUGACAACAGUGCCCCCACACUGUCUUGGGGAGCUCUUUCUUGCUGUGAGGACUUCUCUGCUUGUGCUGUAUCUUUUCUCCCCCAAUUCCUUUUUCUCAAGCAGUCAUUGACCAAGGACCUAGCAGAACCUACCACAUCAGCCUAGGGGUCUUGGUGCAUCCCAAGACCAUUUCUUCAUGUCAGGGGCUGGAGCUCUCAUCUGGAAAACCCCAAACCAGGGGACCCACCACCAGCCCGGCUCAGCCUUUGUAGCCAGCCUCUGCCCAGAACAGCUACAUCAGAGGGGAGAAGCUCCUGUGUGUCCCCAGCAUCCUGGGACCCUGUCCUCUAUCCAGUGACACGGCGGGCAUGGCUUGUUUGAUUUCUGGUGGUCACAGCUAAAUGAGCCUUCCCAAGGUUUCCAAUCUUCAGCCUGUACGAACCAUGUCUCUGUUCAAAUAAAAGAUCCCAUGGUAUGGAUUUCUCA